AACUCACGUUGGUUGCAUAAUAAAAAUAAAACCAAUUAAAAGUAGCAAUAAUUUAGGCACAAAUAUCUUACCUUUAAAAUUAGUGUUAAGCCCUAAAAUUAAGUUGUAACGAUGUCUCGCAGUCAGGAGCUUGCUGGCAUGCUGAAAGGGAUGCAAAUCGUGGCAGAGGCUUUGGUAAAAAACCAAAAUGCCGAAAUGCGUCAUUUGUGGUCAAAUUCAUCCGUUCGUUCGGCACUCGAAAAAAACUUGGCAAGUGUUCAGGCGUGCACAGACAAAAUCACAAAAGAUCCUGGCAAAGAGCUCGAAAGUGUGGGCAGUUUGGUGAAAGAGUCAUUCGAGCGUGGCGGCACCGUUGUCGAAGGUUUGAAAAUGUUCAUGAAACCGGUUGAUCAAUUGAAAACAAUCACUCAACAAAAUCUGGGAGUUACGGAGACAGCAACAGGUAACAGCGCUGAAACGAUGGCAGAUGUGAAAUUUGCCGUAAAUCAAGCCAAAAGUUCGGAUGAGAAAAUAGAUUUGAAAGAGUUGGAUGUGUCGUCAAUCACGUUGAAAGAGCUGGAGACGAUUUUGUCGCAAGUGAAGCAGAAAAAAGUGCGUUUGAGUUACGAUGAUCAACAAAAAAAAGUUGAUCCGAUCGAAGAAAAGCCCGUAGCGAAGCCAGAAAUUAAGUUAGGAGCACCAAUACCCAAAGAAUCUUUCGCCAAAGGAGAAAAUCAAGUAAAAAAUAUGAUGGAUGUCGUUUCGAAUUACGGCAAAAAUCGCGAAACAUCGAACGAGGGAUCCACUCCCGAAGCUCCAAAAGUAGAAUUUAGCUUACCUGAGUUGAGUUCCGUGGCAAAACAACGUAAAGUUCCGUCGUCACGCAUUGGAAGAGUGGUUUCGUUCGGAAAUUUAUUCGCCGGAUUGGGUUUUGGAACCGUUAGUGAGCUUACAAAGGGCAUGCUGGGCAUCGGGGGCUCCAAAAGUGUGAAAGAAGCUGUUUUUAGUCCAGAAAAUACAGAACGAAUUGUUGAUACUUUGUGUAAAGUUCGUGGAGCUGCAUUAAAAUUAGGCCAAAUAUUGAGUAUUCAAGAUUCCAAUGUUGUGUCACCGCAACUGAUAAAAGCUUUUGAUCGUGUUCGACAAGCAGCGGAUUAUAUGCCCGAUUGGCAGGUUGAAAAGGCGCUGAAACAAGAAUUGGGGGAAAAUUGGAGAGAUCAGCUUGCGUCUUUUGAACAAAAACCCUUUGCUGCUGCAAGUAUCGGUCAAGUACAUCGCGGCGUCCUACUCGACGGCACCCACGUGGCAAUAAAAAUCCAAUAUCCUGGUGUUGGUCAGAGCAUCGAAAGUGACAUCGACAAUCUCGUCUCCAUGUUAAAGGUGUGGGAUGUCUUUCCAAAGGGCAUGUUUAUUGAUAACGUGGUGAAAGUAGCGAAGCGUGAGUUAGCGUGGGAGGUAGAUUAUCGUCGAGAGGCGGAUUACACGGAACGUUUUGCCGAACUAAUUGUCAAACAUCCGGAAUUUCGUGUCCCGAAAGUCAUUAAAAGUCUCUCAACCGGCAGUAUUUUGACGACAGAACUCGCACCUGGCGUCCCCAUCGAUCAGUGUUUCAACAUGGACAACGAUCAUCGACAAUAUAUCGCGCGUUCUGCCAUGAAAUUGUGCUUGUUGGAACUGUUUGACUAUCGUUGCAUGCAAACAGACCCCAAUUGGUCGAAUUUCUUGUAUGAUCCGAACACGCGGAAAAUUACCUUGAUCGAUUUCGGUGCGACACGAUUUUACAGCAAAGCAUUCAUCGAUAAUUAUUUACGAGUAAUUUUGGCAGCGUCACGAAAUGAUCGCAAGGAAAUUCAUGAGUUGUCGAAGAAAAUGGGAUUUCUCACGGGAUACGAGACCGCACAAAUGGUAGACGCCCAUAUCGAUGCCGUGAUGAUUUUGGGAGAAGUUUUCAGCUUGCCGGGCGAGUUUGACUUUGGGCAUCAAGACACGACGAAGAGAAUUGCUGAUUUAGUGCCUGUUAUGGUUGCGCAUCGUUUGUGCCCGCCGCCAGACGAAAUUUAUUCGCUUCAUCGCAAAAUUUCCGGAAUAUUUUUGUUGUGCUAUAGAUUGAAUGCGAUACUCGAUUGCAAACCAAUUUUCGAUGAAAUUGUCAAAAAUUACAAAUUUGAUGAUUAAAUUCGGUUCGUACUUAGAAUUGGAAAUAAUUUUAGGCUGAAAUUGAGUUAAAUAAACGAAAAAUAUAUUUUUUUUAGAAAAUUAGAAAAAAUAAUUUUU
Molecule: messenger RNA, 2253 nt
Organism: Culicoides brevitarsis
Lineage: Eukaryota; Metazoa; Arthropoda; Insecta; Diptera; Ceratopogonidae
Gene: Coq8
Product: atypical kinase COQ8B, mitochondrial
Exons: 3
Coding region: 112-2154 (680 amino acids)
Biological process (GO): ubiquinone biosynthetic process
Source: RefSeq, a predicted model, not a curated record